This is a messenger RNA of Closterium sp. NIES-67, 824 nucleotides long. NCBI's taxonomy places the organism in Eukaryota, Viridiplantae, Streptophyta, Zygnematophyceae, Desmidiales, Closteriaceae. The record is from the annotation of a GenBank genome assembly.
GACUCUAGAAAUUGGAUUUCGGGCAUGUCUUCUCUCGCUGUUGACUGCCCUUUUUGACUGCUAACACGCGCCACGCGUGCGCCCUAACGCGAUUGCUAACUCGAUUGAUGAGGUUAUUGAAGAGUCCGUUAGUAUCGCUUCAUUCCCUUGCUCCUGGCGUUGGUUAGGCUCGUCGUAUCAGCCUUUCAACCAAGUCUUGUCCAGCUUGUCGCUUAAAUUCGCCGCGAUUCUAGGACCAGCUUAGCGACCUCACCGACAAUCAGUACUUCAUAAUCUGUCAUUUCUUAAGACCGGAUAAACCGCGACUUUCAGCAUCACUUCACCGAGUUAAUCAGCCGCAUUAGAAUCGGCAUCGCGGCUGAGCACCAGCGUAGCAGGACGCCAUGAUUCCCCCGGCGGCGAUGGAUCCGGAGAUGGUUCGCCUGGCGCAGGAGCAGAUGAGCCGCAUGUCGCCUCAAGACAUCCAGCGCAUGCAGCAGAUGAUGACGCCUGACAUGAUUCGCAUGGCGACGGAGCAGAUGGGUCGCAUGUCGCCAGACGACAUGAGGCGAGCAGCCGAGCAGAUGAAACACCUCUCCCCCUCGCAGAUCGCCAGCGCCAUGUCUGGGGCUGGCGCUGGGGCAGGAGGGGUUGGGAGCGGUGCUGGGGGGUUCCCAGGAGCAGGAGCAGGAGGAGGAGCAGCAGCAGGGGGGUUGCCAGACGUGGCUGCAUAUAUGAGCCAGAGGCAGCAGUACGAGCUGAACGCAGCGACGAUGCUCAAGAACGAGGGAAACAAACUGCAUGGGCUAGGGAAGUACUCAGAAGCAGCAGAGAAGUACAACAGG